AUGACUUCUCGGGAGCAGCUGGUGCAGCAGGUGCUGCGGGAUCUUCAGGAGGCCGUGGAGUCGGAGGGCCUGGACGGUCUGGUCAGCGUUGCCCUGGAAGCCAAGCAGGUCCUGGCAUCCUUCACCCUCCCCACGUGCCGCAACAGUGGCCCGGGGCCUCAGGUGCUGGAGGUGGACUCCGUGGCCCUGAGCCUGUAUCCGGAAGAUGCUCCGCGCAACAUGCUGCCCCUGGUGUGCCCGGGCGAGGGCAGCCUGCUGUUCGAGGCAGCCAGCAUGCUGCUGUGGGGGGACGCGGGCCUCAGCCUGGAGCUGCGGGCCCGCACCGUGGUGGAGAUGCUGCUGCACCGCCACUACUACCUGCAAGGCAUGAUCGACUCCAAGGUGAUGCUGCAGGCCGUCCGCUACUCUCUGUGCUCCGAGGAGUCUCCCGAGAUGACCAGCUUGUCUUCUGCCACCCUGGAGGCCAUCUUCGACGCCGACGUCAAAGCCACCUGCUUCCCGACCAGCUUCUCCAACGUGUGGCACCUGUACGCCCUCGCCUCGGUCCUUCAGCGCAACAUCUACUCCAUCUACCCCAUGCGCAACCUCAAGAUCCGACCCUAUUUCAACCGGGUCAUCCGGCCUCGCCGCUGCAGCCACAUGCCGUCCACGCUGCACAUCAUGUGGGCUGGCCAGCCCCUCACCAGUCACCUCUUCCGCCACCAGUACUUUGCACCUGUGGUGGGCCUGGAGGAGGUGGAGGUGGAGGUGCAGGCGGCGGAUGGCGCUGCUGGCCUGGCCUCCGCACCUCCGGCCCAGGGUCCCCUGCUGCCGCCAGCCAAGACGCUGGACCUGCUCAACCGGGAGCCGGGCCUCACUUAUUCCCACCUGUGCGAACGCUACCACAUCACCAAGAGCACCUUCUACCGCUGGCGGCGGCAGACCCAGGAGCACCGGCAGAAGGUGGCCACUCGCUUCUCAGCCAAGCACUUCCUGCAGGACAGUCUGCACCACGGGGGCCUCGUGCCCUUGCAGCAGUUCCUGCAGCGCUUCCCCGAGGUAUCCCGCUCCACCUACUACGCCUGGAAGCACGAGCUACUCGGCUCCGGCGCCUGCUCGGCCGCGGGCCCCGCCCCUGGCCCCGCCCCCGGCGAGGAGCUGGCAGGGGCCGAGCUGGACACGGCCGCAGCCCAGAGCCUGGGGGCCGCCCAGCUGGCACCGUCAAACCCUGGGCUGGUCCUAAUGCAGCGGGCCAAGUCCUAUCUGGAGCAUUGCAUCUCUCUGAACACGCUGGUGCCCUACCGCUGCUUCAAGUGCAGGUUCCCUGGCAUCUCCCGGUCCACCUACUACAACUGGCGGCGAAAGGCCCUCAGGAGGAACCCCAGCUUCAGGCCAGACCCAGCCCUGGCGACCACCGGGGCUCUGCAGCCAGCUCCUGUUGGCGAAGGGGCUAACUUACUCUCUUGGGAGGAGGAUAAAGCGGGCGGCGAGGGGACAGGGAAGGAAACGAGUGGGGGGCCCCCCAAUCCUCAGGAGCUCUUGCCCCCGAAGCUGCCCCUGUCGCGAUGGCAGCGGCGCCUGCGCAGGGCUGCCCGCAAGCAGGUGCUAAGUGGACAUCUGCCCUUCUGCCGGUUCCGCCUCCGCUAUCCGAGCCUGUCACCCUCCACCUUCUGGGCGUGGAAAAGUCUUGCCCGGGGCUGGCCCAGGAUGCAGGCUCCCUCUUUGGUCAAAAGAGGACAGGAACAGGAAGAACAGCAGGAGCCAGAGGAACCACAGGAGAUGGAAGGUGUCAGGAGCGUGACAGCAGUGAUGGUCCCUCCUAUGGAGCCCCUGCCUGUGGUGGCUUCUCGGGAAAAGAAUGCACAGGAAACCCAGGGAGGGCCUUCGGAAGAGAGGGCCCUUGAAGAGGGGGCUGUGACCCAGGGCCAGCCCCACACCCAGUCCCUGUCCAGUCAGCCUGUGACAGUGCCAGCAGCAGCAGCAGCAGCAGCAGCAGGUCACAGGGAUGGCCAGGUGCUGGUGAUGGACAUGCUCAGUACCACGAAGUUCAAGGCCCAGGCCAAGUUAUUCUUGCAGAAGCGCUUUCAGUCCAAGAGCUUCCCCUCCUUCAAGGAGUUCCGAGCCCUCUUCCCCCUCACUGCCCGUUCUACCUACUACAUGUGGAAGCGGGCACUCUAUGAAGGCCUCACCCUGGUGGACGGCUGA
Molecule: messenger RNA, 2184 nt
Organism: Jaculus jaculus (lesser Egyptian jerboa)
Lineage: Eukaryota; Metazoa; Chordata; Mammalia; Rodentia; Dipodidae
Gene: Vrtn
Product: vertebrae development associated
Exons: 1
Coding region: 1-2184 (727 amino acids)
Biological process (GO): regulation of transcription by RNA polymerase II
Cellular component (GO): chromatin
Molecular function (GO): sequence-specific DNA binding
Source: RefSeq, a predicted model, not a curated record